Messenger RNA from Schistosoma bovis, 1407 nucleotides. NCBI's taxonomy places the organism in Eukaryota, Metazoa, Platyhelminthes, Trematoda, Strigeidida, Schistosomatidae. The record is from the annotation of a GenBank genome assembly.
CUUUAUUGUUUAAAGCCGCUCUGUUCUGUUCCCAUAUAUUAGCCAUAUGUUUCUAGUGACAUCAUGAAUUAUAUAUCGUUUUCUCGUUCAUACGGUUCCCGGGUAAUCCGACCCUCAGAAUUUUGGAAAUGCCUUUGGAUAAUAUUUUUUCAAUCCAAUGACACAAUCUCUGCCUCAUUCCUCUACAAAUUUCGACAACUGAAAUUUUCUUUUAAGGCAUGCCAAUCGUGUUUCUAUGGUGUCAUAACGAAGCUGCCAAAUAAGCGUCAGCGCCCAACCAAAUAUGUUGUCAUAUUCCAAUGAAGUGUUGUGGCAGGAUAGGGAAGUUCGCUUCGAUGUUCCGCGUUGCGAUUUCGUUUUUAGAAAUGGAGAAGUAAACUUUAAACUCUUGGAAAAUGUCGAAGAUGUGAAAGGAAAUAAUGGAGACAAAGGGGAUUUAUACAUUACCAACUUAAGGUUGCUCUGGAUAUCUAACUGUGUAAUGCGGAACAGUUUGUGUAGGAUUAAUUAUAUGCUAUUACUUACAAUACUUAAGCUAUUGGCUUUGGCUGCAUCAUAAAUAUUUGUUUUAAGAAUGUCAAUUCAGUAAGUACAUGAGAAGAUCCAAUUUAUAGCUAGAAAGCAGCUGAAAAAAGCCUGGCGGUUGAUGUUCUUACUGCGUUUUCUGGGACAAGGUAUGAAUUCAUUUUUGCUGAAUGCGGAGUUGGUGAUUCCAAAAUGAUGGAGUACAUUACAACAGUUUACAAGGCAUAUGAUUCUACGAGGAUUUAUCGAGAGUUACGGGUUCGCGGAGCACUAGUGAAAGGAAACCUUCUUAUGUUAUUGCCAUUAGAAAGUUUAUUUGAUGAAAUAGAUGGAGUAUGGAAUCUUUCAUCUGAUCAAGGAAAUCUAGGGAAGUUGUUUGUAACAAAUUUUCGACUUGUUUGGACAUCUAUAAUUAACGUGAACUUCAAUAUUAGCAUUCCUUUCCUGCAGAUACAAAUGAUUGCAACCAGAAAAUCUAAGUUUGGAGAGGCACUCGUAAUUCAAACUACACGGCAGGCAGGAUCGUAUCUUCUUGGGUUUCGAAUAGAUCCACGCGAGCGUCUCAAUAAAGUAGCGAAGCAACUUGGUAGUUUACAUAGCAUUUAUUGGAAAAACCCUGUUCUUGGAAUUACUACUGGUCAAACAAAAGAUGAAACAAUACAAAAUGUAAAGAAAAUAAAUGAAGAAAUAGAUGAAUCUAGAGGUCGAACUGCUGAAGAUCACUGUGAUAUUCUUUCAGUUUAUCUAGCGGAUGGAACCAAACUAAAAGACAGAGAGCCAGUGUAUAACGAGGACCUUGGCCUUGCUGUCGAACGUCUACCAGAAAACUACACUAUAUCUGACUUGUGGAAGAUAAUACCAGAAAGGAAAAAAGAUAAAUGA